AUGACACUCACCGCUUUGUUGGUCAAGGCAUUCGAGCUCGCAGUAAUUGCCUUGGUUGGUCAAUACGUUUUGGCUUACAAGCGGUCUCCCCUCAAGAAAAUACCGGGACCAUUCCUCGCCAAAUUCUCGGAUAUCUGGCGCCUCGUCAACCACUAUGGCCAAACGCAUAUCGAGACUCAGAAAAAGUUGCAUGAAAAGCAUGGCGACGUCGUCCGACUUGGGCCAAACACCGUGAGCAUCGCAGACCCCAACCUCAUCAAGACCAUAUAUUCCACACGAGGAACAUUCCCAAAAUCCGAGUACUAUUCAGUGAACGACGCCCUACAAAAUGGACACCUCAUCCAGAAUCUUUUCAGCACGCGCGAUAACGAAUUCCACUCCCGGACUCUCAAGCCUGUUCAGAAGCUGUACUCUCUGUCAAAUGCCCUGCAACUAGAGACUCUUAUGAAUGAAGAUCUGCAUGUCUUCCGCUCUGAGCUUGAGACCAGAUUCAUGCAAGGAGAAAACGAAGGUAAAACAUGCGAUCUUGCGGACUGGAUUUCUUACUUUGCUUGGGACUUUCUCGGCGACAUGACCUGGAGCAAGCGUAUGGGGUUCAUGGAGCAAGGAAAGGACGUGGGUAACAUGCUUGCUACGGCUGAGAACGUGAUGCGAUACUUCUCAGUGGUCGGCCAAAUUCCCGCCCUCGACAAGCUUCUCGGGAAAAAUGCAUACUCGCCCUACAUCCACAAGUUUGACGAUUUCUCUGUCGCUGCGGGCGCUGCUGUCGAGCGCUUCAUGGAACGCAUGCAAGAUCCGGGGCAAUUCAAGGGCAAAAAAGACUUUCUGAACGAUUUUCUGCAAGCUAAAGAAGAUAAUCCCACUCUCGUCACGGACAACGAGGUCAUAGGCUACAUGAUCAUCAACAUCCUAGGUGGCGCCGACACCCUUGCCAUUGUGAUCAAAGCCAUUUUCUAUCACAUCCUCAAAUCUCCGCGCGCCAAACAGCUACUCGUGUCUGAGCUCCGGUCUGCAAAUCUCUCUGACUCCCCAUCCUAUUCAACUCUAGAAGUUCUUCCUUAUCUUGACGCCUGCAUAAAGGAAGGCCUGCGCAUGCACCCUGUUGUUGGACACAUCCUGGAGCGCAUUGUCCCCGCAUCCGGCCUGACACUUGCUGACGGCACUAUUCUGCCUCCGGGUACAAUCGUUGGUGUUAACCCGUGGGUUGUGCAUUACAAGAGCGACAUUUUCGGUCCACAGGUCAAUGAAUUCCGGCCUGAACGGUGGUUAAGGGAACAAAGUGAGGGGAAAGAAGAGUUCGAGUUCCGCAUCAAGAAGAUGAAGGAUGCCGAUCUGAGCUUUGGAGGGGGGAAUCGCGUAUGCCUCGGACGUCCGUUGGCCUUGGUCGAGUUGUACAAGGUUGUUGCUACCAUGUUUCGGGGCUAUGAAAUUGAACUUGAAGAUCCAAGCAAAGAGUGGGAAUUGAGUAAGCAGUGGUUUGUUUGGCCGCAUAAGAUUAGGGUGAAGAUGAGUCCGUCUAGGAUGUCGUAG
This is a messenger RNA of Dothidotthia symphoricarpi CBS 119687, 1530 nucleotides long. Its product is annotated as cytochrome P450. Gene Ontology annotation, molecular function: iron ion binding; oxidoreductase activity, acting on paired donors, with incorporation or reduction of molecular oxygen; monooxygenase activity. Bases 1 to 1530 code for a protein of 509 amino acids. NCBI's taxonomy places the organism in Eukaryota, Fungi, Ascomycota, Dothideomycetes, Pleosporales, Dothidotthiaceae. The record is from RefSeq and is a predicted model, not a curated record. The transcript has 4 exons.